Closterium sp. NIES-67 is the source of this 1213-nucleotide messenger RNA. The record is from the annotation of a GenBank genome assembly. NCBI's taxonomy places the organism in Eukaryota, Viridiplantae, Streptophyta, Zygnematophyceae, Desmidiales, Closteriaceae.
UGGGAACUCAAUGAUCCCUGUUGUUCUAGGUUCCCUGUUUCUGCUGACAGUACCUCUAUUUGAUAGAUUUAAUUUCACACCCUAGUUGUUUUAUGCUCGUUUCCGGACCUCCUGAGUUCUCCGUCCGUGACCUUUCGUAGUAACGAAUUGUCAUAGCCGUGCGAAGACGAUCCGUCGGUUGUAGAAAGAGUACCGCGGAUUGAUGCCUGAAUCUUUAUGAGAAGGUCGCAACUCUCUUCGUAGGAGCAGGAGCACUCUGAAACUACGUCAGGAACCGACCGAGAAACUGCUAACGCUUAUGAGCACGACGACCAUAGCAGCAGCCACGGACUGUUGAUUCCUGACCGAAUUUUUACCGCAAAUUGCCGUCUUACAGGCUUAGUCUCCCUGCGAUCGUUUCACAGCUGAUGGGUGUGAUUAUAUCGAAGCUGCUGAGCUCACUGUUCGGUGAGAGAGAAGCACGAAUUCUCGUUCUGGGCCUCGACAAUGCCGGCAAAACCACCAUCCUGUAUCGGUUGCAGGUCGGCGAAGUGGUCUCAACAAUUCCAACUAUUGGAUUCAAUGUGGAGACGGUUCAAUAUAAAAAUAUAAAGUUUCAAGUCUGGGACCUGGGUGGGCAAACGAGUAUCAGACCGUACUGGCGGUGCUACUUCCCCAACACGCAGGCAGUGAUCUACGUGGUCGACUCCACAGACGUGGACAGAAUCGGGACCUCAAAGGAGGAGUUCCACGCCAUACUCGAUGAGGAGGAGUUGAAGGAAGCAGUGGUGCUGGUGUAUGCCAACAAGCAGGAUCUGCCUGGGGCCAUGAGUGAGGUGCAGGUGUCAGACGCACUGGGUCUGCACAAGAUCAAGAGCCGCCCAUGGGCCAUCUACAAGACGUCUGCUGUCAAGGGCGAUGGUCUCUUCGAGGGGCUCGACUGGCUAAGCGAAACACUCAAGUCCAAGGGGCGAUGAGUUGAUUGAACACCCCUCACUACAUACUUUUUUCUAGAGGAGAAAGUGUCAGGAACAGGGGGUUCCAGGGUUGGAAACAGCGUAGGCAUCUUCUAAUCGUUCUUUGGCUAGCAAGCAAUGUACCGCAACCGCAACGCAAGAUUACACAGAAAACAUUCUAUUGAGAAAGCUUGCUUUCUUGUCCUUUGCAAUAGGCAUCGUUCUCAUUUCAAGUGGCAUGGUACAAUAGUCGCUUACUAGCUUAUAAGAAUCUAAAC